Erpetoichthys calabaricus (reedfish) is the source of this 1323-nucleotide messenger RNA. It is a transcript of the gene nif3l1, whose product is annotated as NIF3 NGG1 interacting factor 3-like 1 (S. cerevisiae). Gene Ontology annotation, cellular component: cytoplasm; mitochondrion. The transcript is spliced from 7 exons. NCBI's taxonomy places the organism in Eukaryota, Metazoa, Chordata, Cladistia, Polypteriformes, Polypteridae. The coding region runs from base 88 to 1266 and encodes 392 amino acids. The record is from RefSeq and is a predicted model, not a curated record.
CCGCUCUCUCAUUGGCUGAUUUUUUUUUCUUCCGGAAAACGGAAGCAGAGUUGACAGACGAGCCGGACAUGUCAGAUCUUUGACUUCAUGAAGCUUCGCCUGCUAACCCAACUCUGUCUGGUGUCCUACAAGACCCUCAUCCCAACCUUCUUCCCCAAGAGGUCACUGAACUCUGUUAGCAGGAUGUCCUUCCAAUUGGGAAUGGACCUCCAAAUGGUCGUCUCCAACUUGGAGAAGCUCGCCCCCCUCUCAUUGGCUGAAAGCUGGGACAACGUUGGCUUACUGAUUGAGCCGAGCCCACCACACAUCGUCAAGACGAUGAUGCUGACCAAUGACUUGACAGAGCAGGUGAUGGAUGAAGCCCUGGAGAAGAAGGUGGACUUCAUUCUUUCUUAUCACCCCCCAAUUUUCCGGCCUUUAAAGAGGCUGCGCUCUGGCACUGUGAGGGGAGCCUGGAAGGAGCGGCUGGUUGUGACAGCGCUGGAAGGCCGGGUUGCCGUUUACUCCCCACACACGGCCUGCGACUGCGUCUGCGGUGGUGUCAAUGACUGGCUGGGCCAAGCUCUGGGUCUUGGGUCGGUGGUCCCAAUAAGCCACUCCAUCGCUUCAUCAACCCCAAGUGGCGCAAGUCACCGAGUGGAGUUGAGCAUUGGGAGGGAUGUGGAUGCAGAGGAGAUCCUCAGUCGUCUGAAGUCAGUGGAGGGGGCUGGUGUGCAGGUGUGCACUGUCAGGUCUGACUCUGAGGACCUGCUUCGCGUGAUGGUGAACUGCACAGGCCCAGCCUUGGCCUGUGCUCUUGGUCUUCUGUCCCCUUACACCUCUAUCUAUCAGACUGUAGAGGUGUUAGCCCUCAGUAAGCCUCCAGUUCCAAAUGCUGGCCCUGGACGCUUGUGUACGCUGGAUGAGCCUGUCACCAUAGCAACAGCACUACAGAGAAUAAAAGCCCAUCUCCGGCUGCAGCACGUCAGGCUGGCGCUGGGUGCGCAGUGCACUCUGGAGUCGCUGGUCAGAACUAUGGCUGUGUGUGCGGGCUCUGGAAGCUCAGUGUUAAAUGGAGUGAAAGCGGACCUUUACCUGACAGGCGAGAUGUCCCAUCACGAUGUCUUAGAUGCGGUCGCCACUGGGACCAGCGUUGUUCUCUGUGACCACAGCAACACGGAGCGGGGCUACCUGUCCCAGUUGGGGGAUCAACUGAAGACCCAGUUGGAGGGCAAGGUCGACGUGCUGAUUUCAGAGAGUGACAGGGAUCCAUUGCAAGUGAUGUGAUGCCAGCUUGCAGAAUAAAAAAAUGGUAGAGGUAAAGCAGCCUGUUGCAGUUCUUUG